Messenger RNA from Westerdykella ornata, 936 nucleotides. RefSeq lists its product as uncharacterized. Gene Ontology annotation, biological process: proton motive force-driven ATP synthesis. Lineage: Eukaryota; Fungi; Ascomycota; Dothideomycetes; Pleosporales; Sporormiaceae. Bases 353 to 520 code for a protein of 55 amino acids. The record is from RefSeq and is a predicted model, not a curated record. The transcript has 2 exons.
CCCAUCUCCGCACUCCUUCACCGUCCCAACCGGCCGUGUUCAACCCUCCUCCAAUCCGCAAAGAUGGUUGCUAUGUACACUGUUUUUGGCCGCCAGGUCGGAUCGCACGUCGUACGUUUCCUUCCCUUCCAUUCGUCCUGGUCGCUGGAGCUCCGCGUCCCGCAUUGCCAUUGUCACUCCGCCUCUGCGCCUCCGUCCAUUGAGACCAGAAUCUUGCAAAUCUGGGGUCUCAGACGAAUGCCCAUGCUGCAAUUGGCAGAUCCGACGUGUCAAUGCGAUCGCAACCGGCAUACUACAGUUCUACCAAACAUAAACGAUACAAAACUGCUAACAUUCUCCCUUCCAGCUCGCCAUGGCCACCCUCGGCACGACCUUCGGCGGCGCCUGGCUCGCGAUGCGCGGCGGCAAGAAACCCGAGGAGCAGCAGACCCCGCCGCUAAACGCAAAGAGCAAGGAGGAGGAGACUUUUAUAAAGUACGUCGACUAUCCCGAGGAUCGGUCGCCGCCGGGUCGAGCCUAGCUAGCUAGCUUGGACGAAUUAUGUCAAUAAGGCCGAGGGCGAGAAGAAGCACUAAAACGUAUCCAUGCAUGUAUCGAAAUCGUCAUGCGAAGGAGCCGGUUAUGCGAAUUUGGGCUGCGACAUCGAGCGAAUGAGCCUGGGGUUAAGGGACGCGAUAAUCUGGCCGUUGGGGGGGGGAAGAGGAAGGGAUAUGUGUAGAUAACAGGAGCAAAUGUACCAACAGCAUGAUCGGUUUGCAUUCAGCGAAAUAGGCCCUUGCACUCUCGGAUUGCCCGUCUUUGUGUUCUAAAGUUCAUGUUCUUCCCGUUGGCACUGCUCCAUAUUCUAUGUGGCGAAGCUCUGAAUGAGUAACUUUGUACAUUAUAAAUAUGCCGAUGCCAAAGCAACUGCACGAGGACCCCAAUAUUUCUUACGCC